AUGACGACAGGGGGAGGAGUCGAAGUUGCAUUGCAUUUACCCGCCGUUCUAAAAAUGCUGACGUCGAUAGUGGCUUCGCUUCCUGUUUCCAUACAUGGGCAAAGGAAAGGCCGGUUCCACUUUGGAAGACGGGCGGGGAAAGUCCGAUCAGAUUCGGGAAGAGGCGCCCACAGUAAAAGUGGCCGCCUGGGAGGCUUCAGUGUGGGGCGGGAGAGGAAAGCAUGCGACGCUUUCCCCAUACCGGUGUCUCUGGAGGACCCGUUCUUCGUGGUGAACGGUGAGGUUCAGAAAGCAGUACAUUCAGCACAAGGGCUGUACCAGCGCUGGUGUCAGCGGCUUCAGGAGACUCCUGGUAUCAGCAAAGAGGAAUUUGACUGGACGACCAAUGAACUCCGCAACAGUUUGCGCAGCAUUGACUGGGACUUGGAGGAUCUGGAGGAAGCCAUUUGCAUUGUGGAAUCAAACCCACGCAAGUUCAAAACUGAGCCCUCUGAGGUAGCAGCCCGGUGUGCUUUCGUCACAGAGAUGCAGGGAUUGGUUAAGGAAAUAUGGGACCACAUAUCUAGUCCAACUGCACAAGCCAUUUUGGAGAGGAAAAAUAGAGAGCUGCCAGCAGGGAGCAGUGAACGAUAUCAGCUCUUGGAUGCAGAGGGACUCUCGACAGUCAAUUCACAUGUUCUAGAAGAGCAGCAGUUGCAUCAGGAGCUUAUCAUUGAUGCCCAGGAUGAGCAGCUGGAGCUGGUCUCUGGUUGCAUUCGAGUGCUGAAAUAGUCGGGGUGGGUCGGAAAGGAGCUGGACGAGCAGGCUGUGAUGCUAGAAGACUUUGCACAUGAGAGGGACAGCACUCACAACCGCAUGGAUGGAGUGUUCAUAAAGAUGGCCAGAAUCUCACACAUGACCUCAGACUGA
Molecule: messenger RNA, 909 nt
Organism: Gekko japonicus
Lineage: Eukaryota; Metazoa; Chordata; Lepidosauria; Squamata; Gekkonidae
Gene: STX10
Product: syntaxin 10
Biological process (GO): Golgi vesicle transport
Cellular component (GO): membrane
Source: RefSeq, a predicted model, not a curated record